Arvicanthis niloticus (Nile rat) is the source of this 2840-nucleotide messenger RNA. The record is from RefSeq and is a predicted model, not a curated record. Lineage: Eukaryota; Metazoa; Chordata; Mammalia; Rodentia; Muridae.
GCGAUUCUGUUGCGCAGUCUGGAAGAGCUGAGACAAGCUAAGAAUGGAUUCACAGCCGACGUUAGAACUAGUGUUGGGGACUCCUUCAUCGUGGCAGAGACCUAAAGGAUCCCAGCGGCGGGGUGAUCGAUCAUUCCCAAGCCAGACAAGCCGCCUACCGCACAAUCCCGGCUGCAGGUGUACGGAAAUGGAGUCAUGCAGGGCCUGUGGCUUUCUUUCAUUCAAAGCUCAGCCUCAAACCCUGUGCUUACCUUUCCCCUCUGACUGUAGUGACCGUUUCAAAGGCUGCAGGGGUGCAGACUGCAGUUGAUGAAAACUAAGUCGGAUCCUGGACGGAGGCCAUGAUGCGUACCACUCCGCGUGUCUGUGCCCUGCCUGCGAAGAUGCUGGAAAAAGCAUGCGGGUAAAGAUCUUUUGUUUUGGUUUUUAAUCUUCAAUGAACACCUUGUUCCUGAUUACAGAAUCGCGAGAGCUGAUAGGAGAGGAAUCCCUUCUUAAAUUCAACCAGUUUCGCCUUUAUUGAGCGAUUUCUUCUUAGCAAACAGGACUCUCAGCAAGAGUCCUGCCUUGGGAGUUUUCUGCUUUUUCUCUGCCCCUGGGGCCCCCUGGUCACGCCCCAGGACCACGCCCAGCCCGUCGGAGCCACGCCUUCUAGGCGUGUGGCUUUCCUCAGCCCCGCCCGCACGGCGUCUACCUGCCUCAGCUCGCCACGUCUCUGGGCUCUGGCUACGCCCUGAGCCCCGUCUUGCCAGAGCCACGCCUCCUGGGUGGUCUGCGGACACCCUCGGGGUUUGCUGCUUAUACUUAGCUCCACCUCAUGGCCACGCCCCCGGAGCGUUCUCACCCUCCAGCCUUCUGGGUUUGCUGUUCGUCUUCGGCCCUGGCCACGCCCCGUGCCCCCUCCUCUCCCAAGCCACAUCCAGGUUUUCCGAUUCCCAGUUCCACCCGUUAGCCGAACCGGGCAGGGCUAGUCAGCCUCUAGUCUCGGCCUCCUAACGGUCGCCAGGCCGCGCCAGUCCAGUCCCGGGGUCUCAGGCACUUUUCUAGGAAGUAGGGAUCCUCGGCCGGCUUCGGAAAGUCGCGCCGGUUCGGCCAGUCCGACCACCUCAGCGCCCUCCAGGGAGCGCGGCCUCGCCGCCACCGGAAACGGAAGCGCGCGACGGCCGGACCAUGGCGACGCUGUUUGACCUCCCAGACUUGGUGCUCUUGGAGAUCUUCUCUUACCUCCCUGUCCGGGACCGGAUCCGCAUCUCCAGGGUCUGUCACCGCUGGAAGAGGCUAGUGGAUGACCGGUGGCUAUGGCGACACGUCGACUUGACGCUCUACACGAUGCGGCCGAAAGUCAUGUGGCACCUCCUGCGCCGGUACAUGGCAUCCCGGCUCCACUCGUUGCGCAUGGGCGGCUACCUGUUCUCUGGCUCUCAGGCCCCACAGCUGUCCCCGGCCUUGAUGCGGGCCCUGGGCCAGAAAUGCCCCAACCUGAAGCGCCUAUGCCUGCACGUGGCUGACCUGAGCAUGGUGCCUAUCACCAGCCUGCCUAGCACACUGAGGACCCUGGAGCUGCACAGCUGUGAGAUCUCGAUGAUCUGGUUGCAGAAGGAGCAGGACCCCACAGUGCUGCCACUGCUGGAGUGCAUCGUGCUGGACCGAGUGCCAGCCUUCCGCGAUGAGCACCUGCAGGGCCUUACCCGCUUCCGAGCCCUGCGCUCCCUGGUGCUGGGCGGCACCUACCGGGUCACUGAGACCGGGCUAGAUGCCAGCCUGCAGGAGCUCAGCUACCUGCAAAGGCUGGAGGUGCUGGGCUGCACCCUGUCAGCCGACAGCACCCUGCUGGCCAUCAGCCGCCACCUCCGAGAUGUGCGCAAGAUUCGGCUGACCGUUGGGGGCCUCUCAGCCCAGGGCCUGGUCUUCCUGGAGGGAAUGCCUGUCCUGGAGAGUUUGUGCUUCCAGGGUCCCCUUAUCACCCCAGAAAUGCCCACACCCGCUCAGAUUGUGUCCUCCUGCCUCACCAUGCCUAAGCUCAGAGUGCUUGAGGUGCAAGGGCUGGGCUGGGAGGGCCAGGACGCAGAGAAAGUCCUGUGCAGGGGCCUGCCCCACUGCAUAGUUAUCGUCAGGGCUUGUCCCAAAGAAUCCAUGGAUUGGUGGAUGUGAGGGCAUCACCCAUCCAUCUCUGGAACCUAGCUUAGCUUUGAAAGGGACCUUCCAAGCAAACUGAAUCCUGUAAAUUAAUCAGGCAUGAGGGAACUGGAGGGCUCAAGGAGAGGAAGCUAGGCCUUGGGGCUUCCUGAGCUGGGCUUAUCUGUAAUCUGGGUGACCUCAGACUUGUCAUCCAGCCUCUGGAAGGCCCAGUUCACACAUUUAGGAAUAUGCAUCAUAGCUACCUCAUGAUUCAUUUUGAAAUCUUUACCACCUCCCCAUGUACCCCCACUUUUUUCCAAAUACCUGGGAUCAAAACCAUGGCCUUAGGCAUGUUAGACAGGCACUGCUGUGCGCCUGAGCCACACUGGAGCCCAGGGAAGCCUUAACAGACCCAGAAGAGCCUUAUAGAGGGCUCAUUUUCAGGAAUGGUCAGGAGCAGGUGAAUGGGUUCAGGGCUCUGAGAUCGGCCUGGUUUUCCACCUAUAGUUGAGAGACAUGGAGGUCGGGCAGGGAGCCGUGGAGAGACAUGGAGGUGGGGCAGGGAGCCGUGGAGAGACAUGGAGGUCGGGCAGGGAGCCGUGCUGUUGGAUUGUCCUAGUUUUCUAAGAGGUUCUCAAUCACUUACUGUAUUUUGUAUCCUGCCUUUUUCAAGUUUUCUACAGCAUAUAAUAUUUUACUAUUAAAGAAUGUUUUUCAAAGUG